AUGGACAAAAAACGGCCAGUACCAAAGUCUUUCACAAAUAAGAACUCUAAAAAGAAGAAGACAGCCGUCGAAAAUGUGAAACAGAAGCGCAUCAGUGAUGUUUUCUCAUUCAAGGGUGACGGUUCUGAACCUGACAUUCCUCAACCCAUUGGCAUCCCCAAACCUGUCGAAAAUGUACCCAGGCUCAUCUCUGAACUAGUCGUCAGAGGUGUGCCAGUUGCCUAUCCAUUCAAGCCUUAUCCGUCGCAGGUUGCAAUGACUGCAAAGAUCAUCUCGGCAUUGCAACUGUCUCAGAAUGCUCUAUUGGAGAGCCCAACUGGUACUGGCAAGACAUUGGCACUACUUGUCUCAGUUCUUGCAUGGCGUGAAGCUGACAAGACACGUCAGAUACAAGAAUGGAAUGCAUUGCAUGCCAAAAUGGAACAAGAAUCAAUCGAGGCCGAGGCUGCUGCUGGUCCUUCAUCACCUUUAAAGAAAGACAACCAACCACCCAAACGCAGAGAACCUAUACAGAUUGCAAUGGAUGACGAUGAUGACAAUGACUUUGUCACCCAGAAACCCCGUAAAGUACCUCAACAUGAAAAUGUUGUAGAUCCUUUACCUCCUCUUCCUGUAAUCAAAGCAGUCGCACCCAAGAAUCAGGAACCACUCAAACUCAAACUCCCAAAGAUUUACUUUACAAGUCGUACCCAAAAACAGUUACAACAGGUCAUCAAAGAAUUGAAGAAUAAUGUCACAUAUCGACCAAAGAUGGCAAUAUUGGGCAGUCGUGAACAUAUGUGCAUCAAUCCUACAGUAAAACGUGCAGAAAACAAGAAUGAAAAGUGCGAUGAGGUGGUCACAUCCGAUUCAUGUAAAUUCUUCCACGGCGUCAGGAAUCUACGAGCAAAUCCAGUCCUUUCAUCGGGCAUAUGGGACAUCGAAGACAUUGUAAGCAUCGGAACUCGCAGAACUGGGUGUCCUUACUUUACUGCAAGAGCCUUUGCCGAAACAGCAGAUAUUGUAUUUGCUCCUUAUAACUACUUGAUUAAUCCGCUGAUUCGUCAAGCCCUGGAAAUCGACUUGGAAGGAGCUAUUGUCAUUAUAGACGAAGCACACAACACUGAAGAUGCUGCUGCUGAUUCAGGAAGUGUCGAGCUUACAGAAGAUGCUCUCAAGACUGCUGAAGAUGACUUGACCGAGUUGAGUACAUCAGGGCAUCUACACGAAGAAUAUGCAAAGCUACUCCAUGUAGUCCAAUCUUUCAGAAAUUGGUUAGCAGGGAGUGACCAAAUCGAUUUCAACGUAACGGAUUUCGACCGAUCUCUGAAAAUCCAUUCUGGACGAGAGGCUGUCAAAAUCUUUGAACGAAUUGGACUAAUAAAAGGCAGUGAAUUAGCCUUGAAGGAAGCUUUACAAAGGAUUAUGAGUGAACAAAGACGUGAGCUCGAUAUUCUCACCCUCAGCACUUUUGUUGCUCAGUCAAUACGAGCUUUGAUCAUGGUUAUGGGAUACUUGUUUUCGGAAGAUUCUGUUGAUGACUUCAAGAUGGUCAUUUGCAAGAAACCGUACAGGCAUGCUUCUACUCCAAGUCGAACAGUACAAUACUCAGUAGGAUUCUGGUGUUUGAACCCAGCCGUCAUCUUUCAAGAGAUAACAAACUCGGCCAGGUCUGUGAUUUUGACCAGUGGAACUUUGAGCCCUUUGAAUUCUUUCGCUAGUGAAUUGGGUGGCGUGUUUGAUCAGAGGUUGGAGGCUACACAUGUGAUUGCCAAUGACUCGGUUUGGGUUGGUGUUGUACCAAGUGGACCAAAUGGAAAGGCAAUUCAUGGCGUAUACAAGAAUUUGGAUUGCUUCGAAUAUCAAGAUGAAGUUGGACAAUCCUUGUUGAAUUUCAUGAGCCUAAUCCCUGAGGGCAUGUUGGCAUUCUUGCCAAGCUAUUCCGCGCUGGAUAAAUUAAUGAAUAGAUGGAAGUCAACUGGAGUCUUGAAGGAAAUGGAGAAGCUGAAGAAAGUCUUUACAGAGCCAAAAGCAACUGGGCGUGGAGAAUUCGAACAAGUCAUGCAAAGCUACGAAAAUAGCAUUCAGGCUGGCCAUGGAGGUUUCAUUUUGUGUGUUUACCGUGGAAAGAUGAGCGAAGGAAUUGAUUUCUCAGAUAGUAAAGCUAGAGCAGUCAUUGCUAUUGGAAUUCCGUAUCCAAAUACUAAAGACAUCAAAAUCCAACAAAAACGACUCUACAAUGAUCAAAAAUCAAAAGUCAAAAAUCUACUGACUGGUGGUGAAUGGUAUGAGAUACAAGCCUGGAGAGCGGUCAAUCAAGCUCUUGGCAGGUGUAUAAGACAUCGCAAUGAUUGGGGUGCCAUAAUAUUACUUGACCAACGAUUUACCAACAACAAGGCUCGAGAAUCACUUUCCAAGUGGAUUCGAACCAAAAGCACCAUCCGAAAUGACUUUGCCUCAUCUGAGCAAUCUUUGCGGGAAUUCUUUCAACGACGAACCGCUCCACCUUUACAAGUAAAACACGAGCAAUUGGCUGUAGAUAGCACUAUAAUCCAUAUGGAAAUGCCACCGCAAAAUAUGGAUAUAGGACCAAGGCAGAAUAUGUGGUUGCCCGAGGCUGAUACAACUAUAGUCAAGAUGGAAAUGCUGCAAAAGAUGGAGAUAGAACCAAGGCAGAACAUAUUGUUGGCCAAGUCGAAUCAUGUUGUGGUGUCUGAUCAGAUUGAAGAUACGACAACUCCCAAUCAAAAUACUCUCACAAGACGAAUCAGUGACCACCCAGCAACUGCUUCUUCUGAAAAUUCGCCUAUAGUAGCAUUAAAGAAAUUGUUUGCAGAAGGUCAAAAUGAAAUUGCUGGAAGGUCAUUGAGUAAUAUGAAUGCUCAUCAGCCUUUGAUAUCAGAUUCAUCUUCGCAUGCUCUGAUGGCAAAUCAACCCGUAGACGACUCUCCACUUCCUGUACACUGCAUACAAUGUAAUGCAAGCUUGGGUGUCGCUGUCGGACUGACGACUAACGAAGCAGCCAAACUUGGGAUGCAGUUCUUACUUGACAGAACUGGUCCCAUUAUGAAGGUCAACGGACCUAAACUUGGUCUCACAAACAGCACAAUCAAACAUACUGUUGUAGAGGAUGGUAUGCUCUUGAUGGUUGCUGUCUGUGCAUGUGGUGAACGAGUUGGCAUUCAAGUGGCAGGUGUCACGACACUGGAUGUGCCAUCACGACUUGGUGCUCUCUAUGUUGUAGUUCCAGAUCAGAUGGAAACGGCUCCUCCGCCUCCUUUGCCACCAUCACCGAAUAGUCCCAAGAGGAUCCACAAGGAGUUUUCAUUUUCACAGUUUGACGAUAUUGUUGUAGAUGGUUAUUAG
Molecule: messenger RNA, 3345 nt
Organism: Synchytrium microbalum
Lineage: Eukaryota; Fungi; Chytridiomycota; Chytridiomycetes; Synchytriales; Synchytriaceae
Exons: 15
Coding region: 1-3345 (1114 amino acids)
Biological process (GO): double-strand break repair involved in meiotic recombination; nucleotide-excision repair
Cellular component (GO): nucleus
Molecular function (GO): DNA binding; DNA helicase activity; ATP binding
Source: RefSeq, a predicted model, not a curated record